CCCGGAGGCUCCGGGACCGUGGCGGCGGGCGGCGGUGGUGGCGGCGGAGCAGCCCUCCGCGGGCCAUGUCUUCUCCGGCGGUGGCGAGGAGCUCGCCGGGAGGGAGUGGGGAGGUGGCCCCCAGGCCACAGAGCCGAGGCCGGUUUUGGGAAGUGGGCGGCGGCAGCGGCCACCGGCUGGAGCGCGCGGCCGCGGAGUCGGAGCGCUGGGAGCUGCUGCUCCGCCGCGGCGAGCUGCUGGCGCUGGGCGGCCACCUGAAGGGAGCGCUGGAGGCGUACGCGGCGGCGCUGCGCCGGGGGGCCCCGGUCAGGCCCGAGUGCCUCGGCACCCUGGUGGACUGCCUGGUGUUCAACUACCGGCUCCGCCACGGGCUGGGCUGGAGCGCCGCCCCAGCUGCGGGCCACGGCGGGCUCCUCAGCUGCCUGGGCUGCCGGGGAUUCCUGAGCGAGCCGGUGACCGUGCCCUGUGGCCACAGCUACUGCCGCCGCUGCCUGCGGAGAGAGCUCCGCGCCCGCUGCCGCCUGUGCCGGGACCGGCUGCCGCCCGCCGCCGCCAGUGCCACUGAUGCUGAGGGGACCGCCCCGCGUCCGCCGCCUCUAGCCGCCGCCAUCGCCGCCUCGGACUUCAGAACCAGCGUCGUGCUCAACCACCUGGCCGAGAAGUGGUUCCCGGGCCAGCGUGAGCGGGCUCGGGCGGCCGGGCGGCUCGGGGAGCUGCUGCACCAGGGGCGCUACCGGGAGGCCCUGGCCGCCGCCUGCGAGGCGCUGCGAGCAGGUGACCGCGCCGGGAUGCGGCGCGGGCCGGGUCGACCCCACCCUCCCCUCCCCGGCGGGCGGGGUACACAGAGCCUGGUCUACUACAGGAAAGGAAAAGUACUCCACGAUGCUGGUUUUUUAGGUGAUGCCUUACAACUCUUUCUUCAGUGCUUAGCCCUUGAUGAAGAUUUUGCACCUGCAAAGCUACAAGUAGAAAAGAUUUUAUGUGAUUUAUUAUCACCUGAAAACUUAAAAGAAGGCCUGAAGGAAUCCUCCUGGAGUUCAUUACCAUGUGUUAAAAACAAACCUUUUGGUUUUCCUUCAGUAAUGGAAGAGUCUCACUCUCCCAUUGAGCUUAGCCCAAAGCAGAGUGAAGAAAUACCAGAGGUCACUUCAGAGCCUGUCAAAGGAAGCUUAAACCGUGCUCAGUCAGCACAGUCUAUAAAUUCAACAGAAAUGCCUGCCACAGAGGAUUGGUUAAAAAGGGUGUCCUCAGAACCUUUACUGUCUGUUCGAGAAAAAGGUGUUCUGCUGAAAAGAAAGUUGUCUCUUUUAGAACAGGAUGUGAUUGUAAAUGAAGAUGGAAGAAAUAAGCUUAAAAAACAAGGAGAGACUCCCAGUGAAGUCUGUGUGUUUUCGUUAGCUUAUGGCGAUAUUCCAGAAGAAUUAAUAGAUGUCUCAGAUUUUGAGUGUUCUCUCUGCAUGAGUUUUAGUGUCAAUGAGCUGUCAGAUGGAAAUUGGCCUUUGUUGUGGGAGAUGGCAGGGGCUGGGCUGAUUGUGGCUCAUAGAGGGUCUGUGAUCAUAGCAGGCAACUGUUCUUAUCUAGCAGAUAGGAGGUACUGUGUCACACAGCUGUUGGAAGAAUUAAUAGUGAAGUAUCUGCCUGAUGAACUGUCUGAGAGAAAAAAAAUAUAUGAUGAAGAAACUGCUGAACUGUCACACUUGACCAAGAGCGUUCCAAUAUUUGUUUGCACUAUGGCCUAUCCCACUGUGCCUUGCCCUCUUCAUGUAUUUGAGCCAAGAUAUAGAUUGAUGAUUCGAAGAAGUAUACAAACCGGAACCAAACAGUUCGGGAUGUGUGUCAGUGAUACACAGAAUAGUUUUGCAGAUUAUGGUUGUAUGUUACAAAUUAGAAACGUACAUUUCUUACCCGAUGGAAGGUCUGUGGUUGAUACAGUUGGAGGAAAGCGGUUUAGGGUUUUAAAAAGAGGAAUGAAAGAUGGAUAUUGCACUGCAGACAUUGAAUAUCUGGAGGAUGUUAAGGUUGAGAAUGAAGGUGAGAUUAAGAAUCUCAGAGAACUCCAUGAUUUGGUAUACUCUCAAGCCUGCAGCUGGUUUCAGAACUUAAGAGACAGAUUUCGAAGCCAAAUUCUUCAGCACUUUGGAUCAAUGCCUGAGAGGGAGGAAAACCUACAGGCAACCCCUAAUGGACCUGCAUGGUGUUGGUGGCUUCUUGCAGUUCUUCCUGUAGACCCCCGAUACCAGCUGUCAGUUUUGUCUAUGAAGUCUUUGAAAGAACGAUUGACAAAGAUACAGCAUAUACUGACCUACUUUUCUAGAGACCAAUCUAAGUAACUGACUGCUUCGAUCUUCCUUGAAAGUUACCCUAAUCUGGCUGUGUUGAUGGCCAGAUUGUCCGCUGCCUUUGCACAUCCAGUGCUGGUUUCAGAAAUGUAAUGAAACUUUUUUUUUUUUCUUCAACCUCCUGAAUCAUAUGGUUCUGCAAAUGAAUACCUUCAACUAGGAUUUAGACCACUAAGAACUUGCACAGAAAAACAUGCACCGAAUGUGUGUUAAACCUCUACAUUGUGAUGAAGUUGCACUAUGUACCAUAUUCUAAAAUGAAAUGAGAACUCUGUGUAUGUCUGUGGAGUGUGUGUGUGUGUGCGCGUGUGUGUGUGGUGGGUGGUGGUGUGUGUGCAUUUUCUCUGGCUUUAAAAUUUUAAAAGAAAAAAAAAAAGCCAUAGAGAGCAGAACUUGCUGAGGGUCAUUUAUUGCCCAAGUUUACAACAGUAGCGAUACAAGUUUUUGCAAAUUGAAUUUGCCUCAGAUUUAUCUGUCCUAACGCUUACAUUUGCACAAGUAUGUAAAAUAUAGUAUUGAGUAUCAUUCUUUGUUGGAGAUACUGCUCUUGCUGAACUGUCUUGACCAUUGACUAUGACACAGUUUCCUAUUUAUGUAAAUACUUGCAUCCCAGUGGCCGACAGGCGUUGGAUGCAGAACCUAGAGCCAGUUUUCAGGAACAAUUGUAAACCUGACAUGGUACUGUGCAUCUAUUCAUAAAACACUUAAAACUGUGAAAAUAUGGUUUACAUUUAAUUGUACAUAAAGGUAAGUGGAGAACUCAAUUCAGUACCAGUUAGUCUGUACAGAUUGGGGGGCUUUUCACAUUAACUGCCCAUCUAUAUAAUUUAUAGUUUGACAUGAUGUGUUUGUUUAAAAAGAUGACAUAGUAUAAGCCCAUUAAGGAUCUGGGGGAAGAGAAGAUGUAGAACUAAGCUUUUAAAGUUUGCUUUGUUUUUUAAUUCUGGUCUUGGUGCAGAUGUUAGUUAUGCCUUAUUCAUAUCACAGUUAGAUCACCAUGCUGCGACAUGGUUUGUACUCAUGCUGCCCUAGAUACUUUUGUAAUUAUUUGUUGCAAACUUGUGACUGUCCCUAUUAACUUUCUUUUAUGUAAGUAAUUUGUAAAAGUUUCUUAAAAAUUUUGCUUUUGCUUAUUUAAUUUUGAAUAAAAGCUAAAUUCAUAAUA
Molecule: messenger RNA, 3504 nt
Organism: Propithecus coquereli (Coquerel's sifaka)
Lineage: Eukaryota; Metazoa; Chordata; Mammalia; Primates; Indriidae
Gene: LONRF1
Product: LON peptidase N-terminal domain and ring finger 1
Exons: 11
Coding region: 66-2330 (754 amino acids)
Molecular function (GO): metal ion binding; protein binding
Source: RefSeq, a predicted model, not a curated record